CGAAGGCGUGGGUACAUUGUUCUACCAACAAAAAAAAGGGCAAUCAACAAAGUCGCGAAAGUUUUUGGGGUAAAAUUUUAGAGCACUUUAACAAAACUAUCGGUGGAAGUAACCGGACCGUUCAUCAAGUACGGUCUAAAUGGAACCCGAUGCAUGCGAAAAUAAACUUUUUCAACGGCCUAUACCAACAAGCGGAUCGCACACGAGCAAGUGGAUGUCAAGAUCUCGACGUGAUGAAAGUCGCGUUAAAAGAAUUUAAAGAAAGAUUUCCAAGCGGUUUUCAACACAUCGAGGCGUGGGAGGUCGUUCGAAAACACGAGAAAUGGGCCCAAGUCCCAUUGAUGGGCGAGGAAGGUGAAGGUUCGGCACAUAAAAGAAAGCCGGUUGAAGUAGACUUUUCAAUACCGGAUAUUAACGAAGAUCCCUCGCCACAAAGAGCACAACGGCGAGACAAGCGUCAAGCUACAUCGUCCGAGGGAAGCUCGGCCGAGUUGGCGGCACAAUUCAAAGUGUACACCGCCAUGAAAGAAGCGAAGCAAGCGGUAGAAUUGGAGGCGAUCGAAUUGAGGAAAAAAAGAGAGUCGGAGGCUCGCGAGCUCAUAUCGGUACAAAUCGAGACGAUGAAAAACUACAAUUACGAUCGAGAUAUGAAAACCUUCCUUAAGCCGCACGACGAUGUUCCGCCAAGUAUGUUGCCGAUCAUCCUAGCCCGAAAGCGAGAAAUCGCUAACAAGUACGGGUGGCCAUGCGAUUUCUAGUUUGAAUGUAUUUUUUUUUCUAGUUUGAAUGUAUUUUUUUUUUCUAGUUUGAAUGUGU
Molecule: messenger RNA, 816 nt
Organism: Helianthus annuus (common sunflower)
Lineage: Eukaryota; Viridiplantae; Streptophyta; Magnoliopsida; Asterales; Asteraceae
Exons: 2
Coding region: 150-758 (202 amino acids)
Source: RefSeq, a predicted model, not a curated record